Messenger RNA from Oryza sativa Japonica Group (Japanese rice), 2959 nucleotides. RefSeq names its product probable transcriptional regulator SLK3. Gene Ontology annotation, biological process: positive regulation of transcription by RNA polymerase II; negative regulation of transcription by RNA polymerase II. The record is from RefSeq and is a predicted model, not a curated record. Gene Ontology annotation, cellular component: nucleus; transcription regulator complex. Lineage: Eukaryota; Viridiplantae; Streptophyta; Magnoliopsida; Poales; Poaceae.
AUGAUUGGGAUCGAACCCUGGACCUCCAUGUCUGGGGCGCCAUGCUCCAACCUUGGACUUGUUCCCAGGGAUAUGCAUGGUAGUAUCCCUAUUAGCACUACAAAUUCCUCUGGGCCAAGCAUUGGUGUUAGCUCUUUGGUGACGGAUGCUAACUCAUCGCUCUCCGGAGGUGCCCAGUUGCAGCCAAGUACGAGCAUGAAUGCUGAUUCAUUCAUGCGCCUUCCUGCUUCCCCAAUGUCGUUUUCAUCCAAUAACAUCUCUGGAUCUUCAGUUAUUGAUGGUCCCAUUGUGCAACAAAGUCCUCCCCAAGAGCAGAUGCAGAAGCGAAGGUCUUCUAGUGUAACAUCACAACCUGUUAUUGAUGCUGCUGGUGCAUUGCAUGCUCAGAAGAAGUCAAGGGUUGAUAUUAGGCAAGAUGAUAUCCUGCAACACAAUUUAAUCCAGCAACUGCUCCAAGGCCAGAGUUCUCUUCAUCUGCAGGGUCAACAGAACCCUCAGAUUCAAGCCUUGAUCCAUCAGCAUAAACUGGCACAGAUUCAGCAGCAACAGCAGCAUCAGAUGUUGCAACCAUUUUCACAGAUCCAACAAUCUCAAGUUGGCAUACCUCGGCAGCCACAGUUGAGGCCUCCACUAGCGCAGCCUGGAAUGCAGCUAGCUGGACCUGUUAGGACUCCUGUCGAGAAUGGGCUUUGUUCUCGAAGGUUAAAGCAAUACUUAUACCAUAAGCGUCACCGACCAGAGAAUAAUCCAAUAACAUACUGGAGGAAGCUUAUUGAUGAAUAUUUUGCACCACGAGCAAGAGAAAGAUGGUGUGUAUCCUCGUAUGAGAAAAGAGGAAAUCCUUCAGGUGCUGUUCCACACACAGCUCCGGAUUCAUGGCGCUGUGACAUUUGUAAUACACAUGGGGGCAAAGGAUAUGAGGCUACCUAUGAAAUACUUCCUAGACUCUGUCAAAUUAGAUUUGACCAUGGUGUUAUAGAUGAAUACUUAUUCCUUGACAUGGCCAAUGAAUUCCGGUUGCCCAAUGGACUAAUGCUGCUGGAACAUACUAAAGUUGUUCAGAAAAGCAUUUAUGAACAUAUGCAUGUGAUACACGAGGGGCAGUUGAGAAUCAUAUUCACACCAGAACUGAAGAUAAUGUCCUGGGAGUUCUGUUCACGGCGACAUGAUGAGUAUAUCACUCGCAGGUUUCUUUCACCCCAGGUUGCUCAUCUGCUGCAAGUUGCCCAGAAAUAUCAAACUGUUGCCACUGAAAGUGGUCCAGCUGGGGUCUCAAACAGUGAUGCACAGAACAUUUGCAACAUGUUUGUGACGGCGUCACGACAGCUAGCGAAAAAUAUAGACCACCACACCUUAAAUGAGCAUGGUCUAUCUAAAAGAUAUGUUCGCUGCUUGCAGAUAUCAGAGGUGGUGAAUCACAUGAAAGACCUGAUUGAAUUCAGCCACAAGAACAAGCUUGGUCCUAUAGAGGGUCUGAAGAGCUAUCCCAAGCAAACUGCAGCAAAACUUCCAGUACAAAACAUGCACGAGCCAAAGCAACUAAUGGCAGCUGCUGGCCUUCCUAAUGACCAGACUAACCUCAAAGCCAUGGGUGUCAAAACAGAAAUGAACACCCAUGCGAAUGAGACGCACGGUAUUGGACCAAUUGGAAAUGGUCCGCAGAAUGCUGCUGCACUUAACAAUUACCAGAAUCCCAUUGGAAAUGGUCUGCAGAAUGCUGCUGCACUUAACAAUUACCAGAAUAUCCUUAGAAGUUCAGUCGCAAACCAGAGUUUGCUUCAGCAGGAGGCAUCAAGCAUGUUUAAAGGUCCCACAGCAAUGCACAAUGGCAUUCAGCUGGAAGCAUCUAGAUCCUUCCGUGGACCAAACCAGGUGCAUCUCGCGCAGUUCCAACAUCCGGCCUCAUUUCAGCAGCCUAUGCCUCAGCAGAGCAGCCUCCAGGGCUUGGGUGUGAGCCCACAAUAUCAGCAGCAUGUGCUCCAUCAGUUGCUGCAAGAGGCCAAGAACACUAACAACCGUGUCUUGGCGCAGCAGCAGCAGCAACAACAACUUCAACAUGCUCCUGCUAACAGUGGUCUUGCAUCAGGAGGAACGGCUAUCACCGGCAGCGCCGCUAGCGGGGAUCAUAUGAAUAACAACGGCGCGGUGAAGGGUGGGACUCCAAUGGUUACAACAGGUCCUAGCAGUGUGAUCAACAAUACAGCCAGCAUCCUCCCCAGCAGAAGUAACAGCUUCAAGUCAGUGAGCAGCAACCCCCAAGUUGCAGCUGCUGCGGGCGGCGGCAUUGGCAGCGGCGGCCAUGCGGCUACCCCCAAGGCUGAUGCUCUGCAUGAGUUGGAUGAUCUUGACAAUCUUGGGAAUCUGAUCAGUACUGAACUGGAGGAGAGUGGGCUGUUCCUGGGUGACCAGGCAGGUGGUGGCUACUCAUGGAACAUGUGACAAAUGCUUGCCUGCUUGGCUUCUUGGUGAUGAUGGAAACUGCCGUAGAUUCUAGCUUCUCGUCUUGUUCUUUUUUGUUUUGGGUAUGUGGAGUUUUUGUUUGGGGUGUCUGAAACAGUUUCUGAUGAUGAUGAUACACUGAUGUAAUUUAAGCGUUAUGUGCGCUGGUAAGUGAGUUGGCUUGGAAUGCUGAGAUCGAACCAGAGCUGCUUCUGCUAGCACACAUCGAGGCCCAUCAUACUGCUGAAUGACAACGUCUGGCGAUUACUAUUAUUUACUUUAGUGGUAGUACUAUUAUUUUAAUUUUUGUAUCUUUAUAAUGCCAUAUGAUUGUCGAUUCAGCGAAGAAAUUUUUAUAGUAGGAUUUACUCCAAAAUCCUGGAAUGGAAGGAUUUUGCACGAGUUUUCUGGGAUUUGAAAUAGUUCCUGAAAGAAAAAACCCGCCUGUAAUCUGCUGUAUACAGAGUUUUUGAUUUUCGACUAUGUUUAAUUCAGGUCAGGUUGGAAGGGUUUUAUUCCA